CUCUGGCCGCCAUUUUUCUCCACCUUUACACCAGCUAGCUGGUUGACGAGCUGCGAAGUCCGUAAGAAAUCAUCACUGGAGGAAAAGACAAUUUUAUCCGAAUAAACUACAUUUAGAAAUUUUUAUUGUGCGAUACCAAGUGUCGUGAAGCCAAGUGGAGAUAAAUUCGAGGAUAAAAGCGUCGGGACUUUUUAAAACUCGUGCAUUAAAUUCGAUGUGAAGAUAGACGUGUUGCAGAUCCGCCAUUUUUUGUUACUGAAGUCUCGGACUUGGGGCCGAAGAGAACCAGCUAGCUGGUUGGAUCAUACGCAGGGAGAAAACUGCUGUGAUAUAUUUUAAUGGACUUUAAUGGAAGUUACUGCCUUGUGUGAGUCCUCAUCGUGAUGUAGACAUGUUUGUGAACGUAUAAUGACGUCCUUUUCUUCAUGGUGAGGUGGCUAGCUGGCUAACGGUCUAUAUAUCGUUUCGUAAACUGGGUUAACUUAGCUGGCUGUUUUUAACAUCACAUCACGGAAGAAGGACCUGAAAAGCGGAACUUGAAUGGAGCGUUCUCGAUUUGUGUCAAGUUGACACUAGUGAUUUCAUUUAUUUAAAAAAAAAUAGGAAGAAAAAAAACUGGUGAAACGUUUAGCUGUUGCAGCUUGUGUGUAUAAAAAGGUAACGGUUUAUUAGCAAUGAAACAAAGUUAGCUCAUCGCAGCCUGUCUGUGAAACGUCAGGUUGCGGUUCAGCUUUAGGAUAUAGGACUAGCAAAGAAAUAAAACGUGGCUUAAGUUUAAUUUAUUGGCUGUUUAUAUAAUAUAUUGCUCGGUCCAAGCUUAUUUAUUUGAGUGCAGUCAUGUCGUCAGCGCGGUUCGAUUCAGCGGACCGGAGUAGUUGGUAUUUCGGCAGUCUGUCUCGGCAGGAGACUCAGAGCCGGUUACAGGGACAGAGACACGGUAUGUUUCUGGUUCGCGACUCGUCCACUUGUCCUGGGGACUAUGUACUGUCUGUUUCCGAAAACUCCAAAGUGUCCCACUACAUCAUUAACUCGUUACCAACCAAGAGGUUCAAAAUCGGCGACCAGGAGUUUGAGAACCUGCCUGCGCUUUUGGAGUUCUACAAGAUCCACUACCUGGACACGACCACAUUGAUAGAACCUGCCCCCAGGUUCCCUAACCCGGCUCUAACUGGUGGCCCUAUUCAGUCCAUCGGCGGCCCCGGUGAUGAGAAUCUGGAGUAUGUCCGGACUCUUUAUGACUUCACUGGCAGUGACGCAGAGGAUCUUCCUUUCAAAAAGGGUGAGAUCCUGAUUAUCCUGGACAAGCCAGAGGAACAGUGGUGGAGUGCAAAGAACAAGGAUGGCCGUGUUGGAAUGAUCCCUGUCCCCUACGUAGAAAAGAUUGUCAGGCCAUUGCCUCACACUGGGACGGUUGGCCAUAGCUCACGCAACUCAAACAGCUAUGGCAUCCCUGAGCCUGCCCAUGCCUAUGCUCAACCUCAGACACCGUCGCCGCUGCCCCCUGGAACACCCGGUGCUGUCAUCAACCCGCUACCCUCUAUGCAGAAUGGGCCAAUCAUGGCAAGAGCCAUUCAGAAACGUGUCCCCUGUGCAUAUGACAAGACUGCCUUGGCACUGGAGGUGGGUGAUAUUGUGAAGGUGACCCGGAUGAACAUCAGCGGUCAGUGGGAAGGCGAGGUGAACGGUCGGAGAGGCUUGUUUCCGUUCACCCACGUGAAAAUAUUAGAUUCCCAAAAUCCAGAUGAGAGUGAAUGACCUGGGUGUUGCCAUGUUUGCGCCCUUUUCGACCUGCUGGCUGCCCUGCCGUCGUCACCACCCGAAUCGCACUUGCCUGCUUGAGGCUUUGCCACAGAGUGCAUCUCUUGAGCGAACCAUUUGCGUGGCUUCUGACUGUUUACAGCUCCAAACUCAAAUAGAUCCCUUUUUGCUUGUAUCGAUCCCCCAAAUCUGUAUUUUUGUUUGUGUUUAAUGUGCUGUUAUUUUCAUCUGUUCUUGUGCCAAGGUGAGCUGUGAACACUCUGGCAUGAUGUCACGCCUAGUCAUUCUUGCCUCCUUUUUUUUUUUUUUCCUUUUUGGAAAGCUAGCUUUGUUGACAAGCCAAAACCCACAGAGAAAGACAGACCGUAUCAUUUAAAAAAGAAAGCGAGUUUUUAAAAUGAGGUGUGGAUUAAAAUGAAAUCUUGUCCUCCUGGUUGUUCUACCCCUUUUGCUUUUUUUGUGUUUGUAAGGCAUAAGCUGUCCUAAUUUACCCCAUUUGGGGCUUCAUUCUCAACUUGGCUGUUUUCUUAGGAGGUGCAGAGCACCAUAUGAAUAAUAAAUAUUAAUUCAUGAUACAUUUCAGAAGCAGGCUUUGUGUGUGAAACUAGUCUACAGCUAUAGCCUUUUGGUUUGUGCCAUGAUAAUACACAAUGUGUAAAUAUCAGGUGUAGUUUGUGUGUGAAAUGGUUGUGGCUUUAGAAUGGUGAAGGUGAGGCUUAUUCAAUUUAGCACCAACUUAUCCAGUGAUAUGAGAUACUUUUGGGUUUGUACCUGAUGUAUACAUUCUGUACAGAUGCGAGAAGGAGCGUUUGCACACGGCAUCAUGAGGAAGCAUGUUUCACAGGUCGGAAUUGGUCUGUGAUUAAUGCUGCUUUCUGCUUUGCCCUUCGUUUCCACCUGAGCUCAACCCGUGUAGUCAUUUAGCUGAUUUUUGCACAUUGGCAGAUUUCAUUCGGUAAACGAUCAAUUUAGUGAUUAGUAGCAUUCAGCCUCAGACUUUUUUUUUUUUUUUUUUUUUAGGCUAGCCACUGAAUCAGUCCUUUACUGUGUGUUUAAAAUGAACUGUAGAAAAAAAAAGGAUCUCUUAUGGGUAUUUUCUAAAAAGGGAUAAAAAUGCUGGCUUGUUGCUAAUUACGCAUGAUUUGGUCAAUGGCAUUGUUUCUCCUUACCCUGCGUUCACAUGCCAUUCCUGCCUCAAACUGACAUGGUUUCACUGAUAACACCUAGCAAGUGGGGUUCAGUAUAACUCCUGUAUUUACUGUAAAACAGACUUUUUUUUUUUACAAACAAUUUUACAGGAUAGUCAUGUUCUGAUAUUUCACACGUGCCAAAAUUGUGAUGCAGUACAUUAUAUCUUACAAUACAUUGUUUUUUGUCAGUAAAUCAGUGGACAUAAAAUCUUAACAGAUUUGAAUGAUUGAUACAAAUAUCGUACAAAUACACAGUGAGAAACUGUGCUGUCUCAUGAUAUAAGAAAAUUGUAUUGUUUUCAUUUGAUGAUCAAGUUCUUAUCAUGUGCAACCUGGUAGCUUGAGCUGCUUCUCCAAGCAGCUUUUAAUUCGAAACUGUGAAAGAAAUUCCAACAAUUGUCACCCUACAUGUUCAAAAGAAUGGAUAAUAUUGUUACAGUGGUUUGUUGGUUGUCGAUCACUUUGCUUCUAUGUCACGUAAAAUGGGCUUAUUACUGCCAUCUUUGUUUCUGGUUGCUUUAUUUCACCAUGUUGCUGUUAGCAUGACCUCAGUGCUACUCCAAAAUCACACCGAUAUGCUAAAGUUACCAGAGGUCAUGAAUUUCCCGUGAAGGUUUGCAACAUACAGCCAUGUUUCCCAUGACAAAUAAAAUAUAUAUAGUAAAUUAGAUUUUAUACUUUUACUUUUAAUCCAAACGAUCAGCUCGGGUAAAUUCCUCAUAGCAGUUUUUCCUGUGUUCAAUUGUAAAGUCAUAAGUUUUUUUUUGUUUUGUUUUUCCCUCUCCUUUUAUUGUGAUGUGAUAUAAACCACAUUUUAUAAACAUGGUCAGUGAUUUGUUUAAUUUAUACUCAAAUCUACAUUUUGAUGACUAUGACAUAGAAGAUGACAUGAAGCUAGCCAGGUCAUGACCUUAAAAGCCUGGAGUGAUCGAGAUUGUGAACGCAGGAUUAGGUCUGCUGCUUUUGCAAUUUUAUUUUUGUUUUUGAAUGAUUGUGGUGAAUUAAACCUCCUAUUUUGGUUUUGCUCUCGGAAACGGUUUCAGGCAAUUUUUCUUUUUCUUUUUUUUUUUUAUAUAUAUAUAUAUAUAUAAAACAGUAUUACUGAGCUAAUUAUUUUGCAGUAGGUACCUCGACAGUGUCAGUAGUACAAAUAAUGAAAAUGUGCCUUUGGUUUUUUUUUUUUUCGUUUGUUUGUUUUUUGACCAUUUUCAUGUGUUUAAUAUUUGCCCAUCCGUAACAUCCAUGCUGAUACGAUCCAUUACGUACAGUGUGAUGAAAUAAAAUUUACUUCUGUUAA
This is a messenger RNA of Tachysurus vachellii, 4245 nucleotides long. RefSeq names its product v-crk avian sarcoma virus CT10 oncogene homolog-like (gene crkl). NCBI's taxonomy places the organism in Eukaryota, Metazoa, Chordata, Actinopteri, Siluriformes, Bagridae. Gene Ontology annotation, molecular function: protein binding. Bases 838 to 1755 code for a protein of 305 amino acids. Gene Ontology annotation, biological process: positive regulation of ERK1 and ERK2 cascade. The transcript has 3 exons. The record is from RefSeq and is a predicted model, not a curated record.